Messenger RNA from Daphnia pulex (common water flea), 1302 nucleotides. RefSeq names its product mucin-12-like. NCBI's taxonomy places the organism in Eukaryota, Metazoa, Arthropoda, Branchiopoda, Diplostraca, Daphniidae. The transcript is spliced from 3 exons. Bases 1 to 1038 code for a protein of 345 amino acids. The record is from RefSeq and is a predicted model, not a curated record.
AUGGCAGUACUACACCACUACAAUCAGUCGAGUGGUCAUCUCCGAUAUGGCAACAACUGCAGUGCAGUAGUCGUCACCAACUGCAUUCUUCGUCGUCCCAACUGUUUUGCAAUUACGGUAAACUAUUUUGUCGUGCUGCUGUUGGGUGUCGUUUCGUUGAUGAGCGAGUCGACCACUGGUGUACUAAUGUCUCCUGGGUAUGGCGGAUACCAAAGCACGACGCCGCCGUCUUACUAUGCAACAACAACAUACGACACGACCAGUUACUACACUGAGGUCCCCAAGUACUACACCACCAAGGAACCGGAGUAUUACACAACUACAAAUGCCGCGCCAGCUUAUUACACCGAGGCUCCCAAGUACUACUCUGCUCCCAGCUACUACACCGAGGUUUCAGCUUAUUACACCACUGAAACAGUUGAAUACUACACCGAAGUAAUCAUGGUAAACAAUGGCCUGCUGCUGUUAGGUGUUGAAUCGUUGAUGGCUGGAUUGACCACUGGUGUGUCGAUGUCUCCUGGAUAUGGCGGUUAUCAAACCACAACGCCGGCGUCUGACUGCACGACAACAACAACAUACGCAACGACCAGUUACUACACUGAGGCCUCCAAGUACUACACCACCAAUAUUCCAGAUUGUAUACAAAAACAUAAGCUGUCCCGAGUUACUACACAGAAGCCCCGAAGUAUUAUUCUUCCCCGAGUUCCACCACCAAGUCAUCGGAGUAUUACACAACUUCGUAUGCAGCGCCAGCUUACUACACCGAGGUUCUCAAGAACUACUCUGCUCUCAGCUACUCCACCGAGGCUCCAGCUUAUCACACCACUAACGGUCGAAAACUUCACAGAAGUGCCAAAGUACUACUCUGCCCCGAGCUACACAACCCUAACUGAGGCGGCCAAGUAUUACGUAGCCCUAACUUUCUACACAACUGCUGCCCCUUCGUAUUACGCUGAACCAAAAUACUACACUGAAGACCCAGUUUGCUACACCACAACCUACGCUACACUCUGCUACUACACCGAAGCUCUGAAGUAGUACACUACGAAGGAACCUGAGUUUUAUGCCACUACAUACGAUGUUCCGACCUGCUACACCGAAGUUUUAAGUAUUACUCUGCUCCGAGUUAUUACACCACUAAGGGAUCUGAAUGUUACACCACGACCGACGGUUCUCCAGAUAACUACAAGGAGGCUUCUAAACUAGAUCUGAAAUUGUUUUUCAUGUGAUUUCACUGAGAAUUGUUGUUGAUGUUGAAUGAGAAAUAAAUUUGUAUGCGGGUAAACAUCUUGUAAAACUUUU